CGCUUUCUCACGUCACUGCAGAGAAGCUGACUGGAAGGAGCGAAAAGAAAGAAGUUACUUUCGCAGGCUUUAUUAUCAUCAUCUUCCUCUCCGCGUUGAUCUCUGAUUCAGUCUUCGUUAUGGCGGAGCAAGCUUCUUACGGUGUGGGUCCUCGAUUAGAUUUUCAGCAAUUGCAAUUUGAAGCCCAGCAUCGGUGGUUGCGGCCUGCUGAAAUAUGUGAAAUUCUCCGCAACUAUCAGAUGUUUCAAAUUACUUCAGAACCUCCAAACAGGCCCCCAAGUGGUUCACUUUUUCUGUUUGAUCGGAAGGUGUUGAGAUAUUUUAGAAAGGAUGGACAUAAUUGGAGGAAGAAAAGAGAUGGAAAGACUGUGAAGGAAGCUCAUGAAAAGUUGAAGGUGGGAAGUGUUGAUAUGUUACAUUGCUACUAUGCCCAUGGGGAAGAAAAUGAAAGUUUUCAGAGGCGUAGCUAUUGGAUGCUUGAACAGGACAUGAUGCAUAUAGUUUUUGUCCACUACUUGGAAGUAAAGGGUAACAAAACAAAUAUUGUAGGAAAUACUGAUAGCGAUGAGGUUACAUCAGGAAAUAGCAGAUCUCCAUCCCCAUCUCCAUCAUCUGGUUUUCCUAUUAAUUAUGGUAAUAUGCCUUCAAGAAGCACAGAUGCCAUGAGCCCAACUAGCACUUUAUCUUCCUUAUGUGAAGAUGCUGAUUCAGGUGAUCAUGGACAGCCAUCAGUUUCUGGGUUGAAUUAUAUCCCGCUUGUUGAUGGAGAUAAAACUGGAGGAAGCAAUGCGUCCUUCAUCGAGGGCCAAAAUGUCCAUGGCAUGGCCUCCUGGGACAAUGUCUUGGACCAAUGUACUGCCGGAUUGCAUGCUGAUCCUAAUCUUGCAUCAUUUCCUUCUGUCCCACCCUAUUCAGCUGGGAACAUUCUUGAGCAAGAACCUACUCUGGGUGAUCUUUUAGCAAGUAAGGGUACCCUAGCUGAGGAGGCAGGGAAAUCUCACUCUUUUCAAUCAAAUUGGCAGAUUCCUUUUGAAGACAAUUCAGGACAGUUGCAUAAAUGGCCGAUAGCCCAAUUGUUGAGUUCUGAAUACGGAUCUGAUUUUACCACUGGUUUACUAGAGCAUGAAUCUCAUGAUGCAGGACCUGAAAUUGCUUCUGACCUGUUUACUUUUGAUGGCCAGUCAAGAGAACAACCUUUGCAGGAAAACUUUUCAGAACAGCAUGCAGAUGCGCAAUAUCAAUUUUCUCUGAAACCUUAUUCUGAGAAUGAGAAUGCAUUCACUAUGAAACGCCCAUUAUUAGAGGGAGAUGAUAGCCUGAAGAAAGUUGACAGCUUUUCUCGAUGGGUUAGUAAAGAACUUCCAGAGAUGGAUGAUCUACGUAUGCAAUCCUCACCUGGUAUUUCAUGGAGCACGGAUGAACAUGGGCAAGUUAUAGAUGAUUCUUCAUUGAGUCCCUCCCUCUCUCAUGACCAGCUGUUCAGCAUAUAUGAUUUUUCACCUAAAUGGGCUGAUGCUGAUUCUGAAACAGAGGUUUUUAUCAUUGGAACAUUUUUGAAGAAUCAGCCAGUGGUGGCAAGCUACAACUGGUCCUGUAUGUUUGGUGAAGUUGAAGUUCCUGCUGAGAUUUUAGCUAAUGGAGUUUUGUGUUGUCUUGCUCCACCUCUUAAGGCUGGAAGGUUUCCCUUCUAUGUAACGUGUUCCAAUAGGUUAGCUUGCAGUGAAGUAAGGGAAUUUGAUUACAGAGAGGGCUUUGCUAAAGAUGUAGAAGUUGAAGUUAUUUACAGCAGUUCAUUUGACAUGCUGCUUUACUUGCGAUUGGAAGCUUUACUUUCUUUAAAAUCAGUUCACCCUCCAAAUGAGAAGUCAUUUGAUAGUGAUACAGAGAAAAGAAGCAUGAUUUAUAAGCUUGUUUCAUUGAAGGAAGAGGAGGAGUAUUUAAAUAAGGAAGGGACAACUUCAGUUAUGGACUUGUCCCAGCAGAAGGUAAAGGAACAGCAAUUUUUCAGACAAGUGAAAGAGAAGCUGUACUCAUGGCUACUUCACAAAGUAGCUGAAGAUGGUAAAGGGCCAAAUGUAUUGGAUGAGGAGGGACAGGGUGUGCUACAUCUAUCAGCUGCUCUUGGUUAUGAUUGGGCCAUAGCACCAAUUAUUAUUUCUGGAGUUAAUAUCAAUUUCCGGGACAUAAAUGGAUGGACAGCUCUGCAUUGGGCUGCCUCUUGUGGCAGAGAACGGACAGUUGCUCUCCUUGUCAUCAUGGGUGCAAACCCUGGAUUAGUGACCGACCCAUGUCCAGAAUUUCCGUUGGGUAGAACACCUGCAGAUCUUGCUUCUAGUAAUGGACACAAGGGAAUUUCAGGCUUUGUUGCAGAGUCUUCAUUAACUAGCCACCUUGCGUCUCUCACAAUGGAUGACCAAAAGGGAGAUGGUGGUCAAGAAGUUUCAGGAAUGAAAGCAGUACAUACUGUUUCAGAACGUUCUGUAACACCUUUGUUUUAUGGUGAUAUAUCAGAUGCCCUAUGCCUUAAGGAUUCUCUCACCGCUGUACAUAAUGCUACACAAGCAGCUGACCGUAUACAUCAAGUAUUUAGAAUGCAGUCAUUCCAAAGGAAGCAGUUAACUGAGUAUGAGGAUGAUGAGUUUGGAUUGUCAGAUCCGCGAGCUCUCUCUCUUCUAGCUAGAAAGGCAAACAAGGCCAGACAGGGAGAUGGGUUAGCCCAUGCUGCGGCAACACAAAUACAAAAGAAGUUUCGUGGCUGGAAGAAGAGAAAAGAGUUCCUAAUAAUUCGUCAAAGAAUUGUUAAAAUCCAGGCUCAUGUAAGAGGGCACCAGGUAAGGAAGCAGUACAAGUCAAUUAUCUGGUCCGUAGGAAUCCUGGAGAAGGUCAUAUUGCGAUGGAGACGCAAGGGCAGUGGCUUACGUGGAUUUCGACCUGAUGCUGCUAACAAGGAAACCAACCAACCAAGUGAACCUUUGAAAGAGGAUGAGUAUGAUUUUCUCAAGGAAGGUAGGAAACAAAGUGAGGAAAGGUUCCAGAAGGCCCUUUCGAGGGUAAAGUCCAUGGUUCAGUAUCCCGAAGCUCGGGCUCAAUAUCGACGGCUGCUAAACGUUGUCGAGGACUUCCGUCAAACUAAGGCAUGCAAUAUGGACUUGAGCAAUUCGGAAGAGACUGUUGAUGGUGUGGAGCAGCUUAUUGAUAUUGACAUGCUUUUAGAUGAUAAUUUCAUACCUAUAGCAUUUGAUUGAUUCACAGCCGCCUUGGCUGCUCUGAUCCUCCCCUCUGUAAAUAGAUGGCUAUAUGGCUGUAUUUGGCAUUGGGGAAGUCUUAAAUCCUAACAUGGUAUGUGGUCUUGCUGUAUAUAUGCCUAAUCUUUAUUUAUUUGGAUCCAAAGCUAGCACACAAAUUCAGGUUUGACAGCUAAAUGUAAUUUCAUGUGACAUGGUUUGUUCUUUGUA
Molecule: messenger RNA, 3455 nt
Organism: Prosopis cineraria
Lineage: Eukaryota; Viridiplantae; Streptophyta; Magnoliopsida; Fabales; Fabaceae
Product: calmodulin-binding transcription activator 2-like
Exons: 12
Coding region: 120-3245 (1041 amino acids)
Biological process (GO): regulation of transcription by RNA polymerase II
Cellular component (GO): nucleus
Molecular function (GO): transcription coregulator activity; protein binding; double-stranded DNA binding
Source: RefSeq, a predicted model, not a curated record